AUGUUUGCUUUCCGCGAUAUGGAAACUGUUCAACGUGUUGUUUCUUUAUUGCCUCCUGUUGGUGUUGGAGUUAAAUAUGGAUUACCUCAAAGUAGAAAAUCGAGUUUAAUGACUCCAUGGCAAUUAUUUAAGCAUUCUAAUAUGCCUCAGAAAUGGCAACAAAGAGAAAUAUCUAAUUUUGAUUAUCUCAUGUUUUUAAACACAAUAGCUGGCCGUACUUAUAAUGAUUUAAAUCAAUAUCCAGUCUUUCCUUGGAUUUUGAGCAAUUAUUCUUCUGAAAAUAUUGAUCUAAAUGAUGCAGCAAAUUUUAGAGAUUUGUCAAAGCCAAUUGGUGCAUUAUCCGAAACACGAAAAAAAUUAUUUAAAGAACGUUUUAAUAAUUGGGAUGAUCCAGAAAUUCCACCAUUUCAUUAUGGAACACACUAUUCAAAUGCAGCAUUUGUUCUAAAUUGGUUAUUUCGUUUAGAACCUUUUACAACAUUUUAUUUACAAUUAAAUGAUGGCAAAAUUUUUGAAAAUGUCAAUUCAAAUCGCCUAUUUCAUUCAAUUGAAGAAACUUGGGAACAUUGUUUAACUGAUACACAUGAUGUAAAAGAAUUGAUUCCAGAAUUAUUUUAUUUGACAGAAAUGUUUUUGUUUAAUGAAAAUAAUUGUGAAGAAGAGAAGAAUUUGGGAAUUAGAGAAGAUGGAAAUAAAAUUGGGAAUGUGAUUUUACCUAAAUGGGCUAAUGGAAAAGCUGAAGAAUUUGUUAAAAUACAUAGAAAGGCUUUGGAAAGUGAUUUGGUUUCUUGUCAAUUAAAUCAAUGGAUUGAUUUAAUUUUUGGUUAUAAACAACGUGGAGCUGAAGCGAUUCGUGCAUUAAAUACUUUUUAUUAUUUAACUUAUGAGGGGGCAUUUAAUUUACGUUCAAUAGAAAAUGCUGCUUUGAGGGAAAGUAUACAACAACAAAUAUUAAAUUUUGGACAAACUCCUGCACAAUUGCUAAAUGAACCACAUCCUCCUAGACAUUCUAUAAUGACUAUGAGCCCUCUAAUAUUCAAAACUUGCCCUAAUGAUCUUUGUAUGAUCAUGAAAUUUAUUUCAAAUAGUCCAGUUGUGCAUAUUACUGCAAAUACUUUUCAACAAGUAGAUAAUCCAACACUAAUAACUAUUGCGCAAAAUUUGGUGUUUGCUUUGAAUCGUUGGAAUCCAAAUUAUAAUCAACCUUCUAAACAACAUUCAUCUACAGUUGUACCUCCUUUUGAUGCGGAAAAAAAUGAAAAUAAUAAAAAUAAUAAUGCUACUUCAUCAUCUUCAACUUCCUCAGUUAAUCAACAGUUAGAUACUUCUAUUUCACCAUCAGAACUUCCAAUAACAGUAGAUCCUCUACUUGCAGUUGGAAAUCCUUCACAAAAAUUGCCUAAAAGACAUUUGGGCGAUUCUUUUGAUCAAAGAUUGCAAAUAACCUCAGCCAAUUUUGUUUGUUCAGUAGACAGUAAAUAUAUAAUUGCUUGUGGUUAUACAGAUUAUAGUUUUAGAAUUAUAGAAACUGAAAAUGCACAAGUUAGACAAGUAAUUUAUGGACAUGGAGAUGUUGUAACAUGUUUAGCACGUUCAGAAACUACACUUUUUGCUGAUAGUUAUAUAGCUUCGGGAAGUGCUGAUUGUACAGUUGUUUUGUGGCAUUUUAGUCAAAAUACUGGGACUAUAGCUGGAGAAUUUAAUUCUGUUGGGGAAUUGCCUGUACCGAGAGCUAUAUUGACUGGGCAUGAAGCUGUUAUUACAGCAAUAACUGUGUCUGCUGAACAUGGACUUGUUAUUUCUGGAGCAAAAGACGGAACAUUAUUAAUACACACAACAAUGGGUGAUUUUCUUCGAAAUAUUGAAUUUAAUAACGGAAAUUUAUCAACAAUUAAUCAAAUUUUGUUAAAUAGAGAUUGCCAACUUGCGAUAUUCCAUGGUUUACAACAAAAAUUAAUUUCAACAUUCAGCGUUAACGGAAAAUUUCUUGGCCAAAUAGAAAUUCAACAUGAAGGAAAAAUUUUAUCUUCAGUAUUAUCCAGAGAUGGAGAAUAUUUUAUUAUUGGAACAGAAAAUGGAAAAAUUUUAAUUUUGCGCCUAUUUCCUUUAGAAUUAAUUUAUUCUUAUGCACAAACUGAUAGUUCAAUUAAAUCUGUUGCUAUUUCAACAAAUCAAAAAUUUGUUUUUGGUGGAUUAGAUAGUGGGGCUAUUGUAAGUUUUGAAAAAUUUUUAUAA
Molecule: messenger RNA, 2235 nt
Organism: Meloidogyne enterolobii
Lineage: Eukaryota; Metazoa; Nematoda; Chromadorea; Rhabditida; Meloidogynidae
Source: the annotation of a GenBank genome assembly